AUAAACUUCCGGCAAAUUACAAUUACCUUGUUAUUGAAAUUCAACGACUUCCAGACUAUAUCACAGCUGAAGGAUUUUCGGUUAAUCAAUUUGAAGCAAAUCUUUUAGUAAAUGUUAACAGUGUUGAAG
Messenger RNA from Dentiscutata erythropus, 129 nucleotides. NCBI's taxonomy places the organism in Eukaryota, Fungi, Glomeromycota, Glomeromycetes, Diversisporales, Gigasporaceae. The record is from the annotation of a GenBank genome assembly.